UUUCGUCGGCCAUCCGCCAUCGGGCAUCGCUAAUCGGUGUCAGCUGGCGCCGCAGAAGAGUUUCGGAGAAGUUGGGCAUCGUCGAUGCGUAGCGUUGUACAGUUCGUUUAUGGCGAUAGAUGCGGAAGGUAUCAGGGAUCUGAAAACAUCAUAGCAAUCUUUAGUCAGAGAUAAAAGGUUCAAGAUGAGUGCCGGAAUGCCGGAACUUGGUUCCAAGAUCAGCUUAAUAUCGAAAGCAGAUAUUCGUUAUGAAGGCCGAUUAUUUACCGUUGAUCCCCAGGAAUGCACGAUCGCCUUAGCCAACGUUCGUUCCUUUGGCACGGAAGAUCGUGAGACGCAGUUUCCAGUUGCACCUCAAAACCAGGUGUACGAGUAUAUUCUGUUCAGAGGAUCAGAUAUCAAGGAUAUCAGGGUCGUCAACAAUGUCAGCACUAUUCCAAACGAUCCAGCCAUUGUCCAGAUGACAGUUCAGCCUAACCUGGGUCAGCCGCCAUAUCAGCCGCAGCCAGGUUUCAAUCAUCCGAUGAUGGGUCAGAUGGGACCCAUGGGAGGGCAGUACGGAGGUGGAUACGCAAUGGGAGGAAUGGGCCCAAUGGGCGGUAUGGGUCCGGUAAUGGGUCUUCCUGCAGCUGCCAGGGAUCCUCGAGUCGCUAUGAACAAACAACCAAGUGAGUUGGGCCUGGGCUCCACCGAAUCACCCAACGUGCUCAUCUCGACCCCAAUCUCGAUAGCACCGGGCAACGUUGAUCAAAUUCAAAAAGACCAAUCUUUGGAAGAUGGUGUUUUAGACUUAAUUAGCGGAGGCUCUCGCUCCACUACCCCUACUUCUUCCUUGAUGACUAGGAAAAGCCCCACCAUGGAUCAGGGUACCCAAAUCGGACAUCAACAACAGCGAUCAAGCAACGCCAAUGCCCAUAAAUCUGUCAACGACAAACCCAAUGCCAGAACCAUACAACCACCUUAUCGCGAUCGUGAGAGUCAUGGCAGCGGGCGAACAGGUAGUGGGAUGUCGCAGUACAGUGAUGGGAAGCGUGAUAAUCGCGAUAAGCAAGAUGCGAACCAGUUGCAAGGACAAGGCCACCCUCAGGGUCAAAAUCAUAACGCUGCAGGGCACCCGCAGGCGGCUCGUGGUAAUCGUGGUGGUUGGGUCGCCAGGGGUAAUAUUCGUGGACGAGGAAGAGGACGCGGAGCUGGUAACUUCAGGCCGGUCCAACCAGGAAGCAUAAACAACAAGCCCAAAAAUACUUUGAAGUUUGAAAAUGACUACGACUUUGAACAGGCUAAUACAGAAUUCGAGGGCAUAAGAUCCCAACUGGCUAAAACCAAAAUCGACAACGGUACGGACAAUGAGAAGAAGGAUGACAGUGGUAAUGAAACUGGGGCAGGUGAGGGAGAGCCUGAAGAAGAAACUGACGUGGUACACUACGAUAAGUCAAAGUCUUUCUUCGACAACAUCAGUUGCGAAGCUGUCGAGAGGAGUAAAGGAUCCCAACGCACAGAUUGGCGAACGGAGCGUAAAUUAAAUUCUGAAACUUUUGGUGUCGCUUCGACGAGGCGCGGCGGGUUCCGUGGACGUGGUUAUUACAAUCGUGGAAUGGGUGGUGGUAUGUAUCGUGGAAACAACGGGUACCGCGGAGGAUACAGGGGUGGAAGCAGAGGAGGAAAUCGCCAGCCAAGUAACAAUCAACAACAGCAACAGCAGCAACAACAGCCGCAGCAGCAACAGCAGCAACAACAAAAAGUUAUAACAAACCACAAUCAGAGUCGUCCGAACAACCAACCUAAUCAAUCGACGGUUUCUUCUCAAAACAGUGUCGUUACAGGAACGGCAUAAAUAAACUUAUGACCAUCAGACGCGCUGUUAUAAGUAUUUUCUAGUAAGUAAGAUUUUUACAAUAAUUGCUGCGAUUAUAAACUAUAAGAAUCGAGUUCUGGCAAAAAACAAAAACUUUCAGGAUGUAAGGAAUCAGAUUUACCUAAUUAAUAUUUUAGUGUAUAGUAACGACUAUCCAUAGAGGACUAUACACAAUAAUUAUGUAUAACCUCUUCAAAGUCUGAGACCUAAAAUUAAUACAAAUGUUUUAUAUGUCUGUUAGGAAUCGACCAUUUUUCAAGGCAUUCGAAUUUUUUUCUUUUUUUUUUCUCUUUUUCCUUUCUCCAACAGCGUUAUCAGUUAGCGUUGUUGAGAUGAUUUCAUUUUCUGGUUCUCAUCAUUUGAACAGCAAACGACCGAUCGAUAUUUCGAUGGAAUCGAACCUGAGCAAAGAGAUGUUAAAAUUCGCCCACACCAAAACAAAGAGAAGCAAAGAAAAAAUUUCUAUCAGAUAUUAAUCAUAUUGAUUGACAAUUAUUAGUUAGAUACUUUAAUUCUGCCAGUUGAAAACAAAGAAAAGAAACAUAACACUAAGAAAUCAUAAAACAAAAUUAGAGAAAGAAAACGAGAUGAAAAAAAAAUAUAUGUUUAUAUAUUUUCUAUUCUGAUUAUGCAAAGUGACCGAUUGAUGGUUACUUCGCAAAAGUGGAUUGAGUAACUUCGAUUGAUUAUCCUGAGUGAUUUUAAAUGGUCAAUAAAAACGAAAACGAAAAAAUAAAAGAAAAAAAAAAUAAUUAAUUAAUAAAAACAAGUUGGAAUUAAGAUUGUUUGUAUGUAAGUAAAGACAAAACGAAACGAAAAAGAAGGAUGAUAGAUAACAAUGUGUAAAAGAUCAAGGGAAAAAGUAAGAGGCUUCGCAACUCCAGUUUUUGAUCAAGCAACUUAAUAUUAUGAAAAAUAUGGAAUGGGUAACAAUAACGAUGGUGGUCUAAUGCUGGACAUUCUUUGGUAUAGUUGGUUUGUAUCCGCACGACGGAAGCGACGGAAUAUUUUAUUGCACGUAAAACUCGAUGGGGUUUUAAUAACGUUUACAGAAGGAGAAAAAAAAAUAAAAUACAAGAUAAUAAAAAUAAUAAUUAUAAUGAAUGAAAAAAAAUAUGGAAUGAUGAUAAUAAUAAUAACAACCACAAAAACAACAACAACAAUAAUAAUAAUAAUAAUAAUAAUAAAUAAUAUAGUAUAAUGUAACGUCAACUACACAUAACAUACGAAACUACGAAGUCUCAAGGAUUCACGUAUCUAUGAUUUCCGAACAGUGGUAUAGAUAAUAAUAAUUUACGUGCGUAACUUGAUUAGGUUUAAGCAGACAUUUUGUUUGGUUUCCCUCCCUUGAAUUAACGGAAUUAAUGUUAUUUUUUGUUCAAUUUUUUUUUAAUUUCUUCUUCACAAAAUUGAUUUUUUAUCUUUGUUUCCAAAAUGUACAUUCAAAUUAACUUUAUUUUAUUUACACUUUUUUUUUCUCCUCUCGGUUAUGACUAAAGCGUUACAAAGUAUAAGUGAAAGAAAAGAAUUAAAAAAAACGCAUACGAACAAAAAGAAAAAACAUACAAAUACGAAAUACAAAGAAUUGAAUUGAAUUGAAUUGAAUUGAAUUAAAUUAAAUUAAAUUAAUAAUAUGACAAGGGAGGAAAAUUUAAGGUGUUCUCAAAGACCACGUGAAAUGUGAAAACUUUGAAAUUCUUGAAUAACGUAAAGAAAACUAGUGAAUUAUAAAUAAAAUUUAUAUUUACGCGAAGGAGCUCGUAAGGUAUAAAUGUAAGCCUGUCGUGCACUAUACAUGCGUAAUGCAAGUUGCUAUACUUUGGUGUCGCAGAAAUUGUUUGAUUUUAUUUUUAUUUUCCCUGGUGUUUGUUUUUUUUUUUUCGUGUUUUUUUUCAUCACCGGUAGAAAUUGAGCUGCGACAAAGGACUAAUUUGUACAUUGUAUACAUGUAUAUAAUAUAGGUGUUUCGUAUUACAUAUUCUAUGAAUUUAAUAUGGCUAGAUCAGAAGACUUACUUUUGAUUUUCAUUCGACCGUACUUUAUUCAAGUCAAAUUAUUGACACGAAGACUCAUCGUUGUCUUGUAGCAAAGAAAAUUAUACCUAUGUCAUUUAUAAAUAUUAUACGGAUAUGUAUGUGGAAAUGAAUAAAUAAUUGAGGAUUUUUUUUUUUAUGCAUGCUGUUUUUGAGGAAUAAUUAAAAAUAAAUUUUUCUAAUCAUGGAUUGUGAAAACUGAUAUUGUUCUAGCCUUGUAAAGUUCAUAGUUUAUGGUUCGUACAACAUCGUAUCUCGUCGGCAGCAUCUUGGAUAUAAAUCUAUAUUGAUGUGAAUGUAAAUUUACGUUUAUAUUGUGUGGGCCAUCGGUAGUGAGACGAUAAAAAUAAAAUAAUCAUCAUUUAUAAAUACGUAAUUAAAUCGAGCGGCGCAUCCCAGUUCAGAAGGGGUGGUUAGAGGUGUUAGCAAAUGCAGUUUAAUUUAUUUUAAAAUGACCGUGAGUACUAGAUUGAAAAUAAAUUUCUUUUAAUUUUAUUAUAUUAAUAUUGUAAUUAUCAGUGAUUUUUUGUAUCAUCGAGACUGCGGGUAGAAUUAAUAUUUUUUGAGAAUCGCUCGCUUAACUUUUAAACAAAAAAAUAAAUCAUUCGCGAAUACCUGGUUCAGAAGAGAUCACGAUGAUAAUAGGUAGUUUUGCGAGUGAUUUUCUUAAGGUAUAUAAUUAUAUUUGGCAUAAUUCAUGGCACGCGAAUUAUGGAAGAGUAAGCCGAACACACGAAUGAUGAAAUGAAAUCUUUACGACCAUCGAAAGAAACUCUAAUCGGCUGUUAUUUUUGUACAUGGCUCUCAAUAAUUUUGAAGGAGCAUCUUAUUUCUCUAGAUGCUUAGAUUUUUCGAUACAUAAUAAUAAAACAAAAAAAAAACCCAAUCUUUGAAUAUCGAGAAGAGAGAAACAUGGAAACAAAAAAUAGAAUAAAACAAACAUAUUUUUAAGUUCAUCCAUUAAUGCAGUGUUCUGACAAUGAAUGUUUUGGUUUUGUACAGUGGAUAUUGUGAUUCCCGAUACUGAAUAAUGAAACGAAACGAAACGAAACGAAAUGAAAUGAAAUGAAAUAAUAAUCCAUCGUUAAAUCUCUGAAAGUUAAUUUAUUUUUUUCAACUGUAAGCUUCCUCCUUGUAGCUAAUUACUUUUAUGAAUCAUAAACCACAAAUAAAAGUUAACAGAAGUUAAUUAUAAAAAUUAUUUUUCAUUUAAAAUCUAAAACUGUACAUUCAAAUUCUCUUUAAUCCAAGCCAGUUAUUCUCCUAAAUUCAAUAAUGAUUUUUUACAAUGUCUAAACUUUUGUCACAAGACGAUCGGGAAUUAGAAUCUGAUAAACUGGCUCUCCGCCCUCUGCGAUCCAUAUGCUGCCAUUCUUUGCAGAUCUAAUUAUAUGCAUCAUUCCAUGUGCGACGCUGUCCACUCUGAGUACAAAUGAAAAGAUUAUUUGAAUUUCAUACGAUGUAUACAGUUACUGAAUUACAGAAAACAGAAAAAAAAUUGUGGCGGAUUAUUUCGACGACGGUAAAUUAAAAUUUUCAGUUAUUUUGAAAAGUAUCAAAAGUAAUUACGUUUGUGAAGGAAAUUUUUUCAAAGCUUCUUUGUAAUCUUCCGGACUCAUGGAUGAAUUUGACAAUUUUUCAGGAACCUUUGAUAUCAAGUCCGUUUUUGUCAUACCGGGACACAUGAUCAGCAUUCUCACUCCUGUUUUCUCGUAAUGGUAUGGCAUCUGAAUAAUAGAAAUGAAAGAAAGAAGAACGUUAAAUGUGAACUCUUCGAUUUGAUUAGAAUAUUUUGUCUUACCGCAAACGCCGUGGUCAGUCCUAUAAUCCCAUGUUUUGUACCGGUGUAAACUGGAAAACAUUCAGCGGUAGGCAGAGCGCCUGGAAUCGCGGCAAUGUUUACGAUUACUCCUCCUUUACCACCUCUGUCUUUUCCCAUGUACUGCAUACCCAAAAGUGUUCCACGCACCACGGCGUUCUAGAAAAAAAUAAUAUUCUAGCAUCGUAUCGAUCGGUUGGCUGAAGUUUGACGAGUUCAGAGGUAUGCGCUCUAAUUAGUAUUUACCACAUUAACAUUGAUCAUAAGUUCCCAACGCGAAUCGUCCAUUAUUCCAGCAUUGUUGAUUAUGAUUUCCAGACCUCCAAACUCUUGGACAGUUCUCGCAAAUCCGGCUUUGUAAUGUAUCAGGAUAAAAUGAGAAUUAAAUAUCUUGUGAAAUAUUA
Molecule: messenger RNA, 6111 nt
Organism: Athalia rosae (coleseed sawfly)
Lineage: Eukaryota; Metazoa; Arthropoda; Insecta; Hymenoptera; Athaliidae
Gene: tral
Product: protein LSM14 homolog B-B
Exons: 7
Coding region: 185-1834 (549 amino acids)
Biological process (GO): cytoplasmic stress granule assembly; P-body assembly
Cellular component (GO): P-body
Molecular function (GO): mRNA binding
Source: RefSeq, a predicted model, not a curated record